This is a messenger RNA of Spodoptera litura, 2242 nucleotides long. The record is from RefSeq and is a predicted model, not a curated record. Lineage: Eukaryota; Metazoa; Arthropoda; Insecta; Lepidoptera; Noctuidae.
GCCGCGCCGCUCGACGCGCGCGCCGUCCGCGCCGACGCCGCCCUGGCGCCGCCUCUCGACGCAUACCACGCGCGCAGAUAUAAUGAUAUGGCGCCAAAGCACUGGGAAGAGGGACCUCCCCGCUACCUCGGCUCUACUGAGUACGAGCGACCCCCACCAUACUACUAUCCCGGACCAAACAGGGACCGCGCCCAGUCGCUGCCCGGGCGCGGCUGGAGCUGGGCCGAGUACUUGGCGGAGAGUCCCGGCGCGAGACGGCGUACUUCGUUGAGAGACGCGGACGUAGACGCGGCGCAGGAGAGGCCGCGCAGACCGCCCGGGUUCAGCUGGGCGGAGUACUUGCGGACUAGUCCGUCUACUCUACAGUCUACUGUAGGAGAGAGCAGCAAGGAGGAGUCGUCGUCGGAACAAGGUUCCAGUAAAGAGCCCCCGCGGAAAUGGGCGGAGUACCUCCGCGUGGUCGGGCCGAGUCCCCCGAGACAAGUGGAUGAUGAGGUGAAGCCGGACGCCGCCAGUGGUCCGCCGCGUGCCCCCGGCGGCAGUAGCUGGGCGCAGUACUUGGCCGCUAGCCGAAGUCCGCCCCGGUUGGACCGUAUAGAGUUGGGCAGCGAGCAGCCCCGCGGCCGGAGCUGGGCGCAGUACCUGCAGGCGAGCGAUAGACAGUAAACUGGCGCUCACUGAGCUUGACGACGACCUGCUGAAGUACUGAGGUGCCCCCCCCCCUCGUGAUGCCGCCGUGGCGGACCGGUUAUAAGGUCUUCUUCAGACAUUAGAUAACAUUUUAUAGUGAUAGGCGAAAAAUACACAAAAAUAUUGCAAUCUAUAGUACCCAUAUUUUAAAUAUCUAUUCAGUAUAACUCGAUUUAAUGAAAUAUGUCUGCCGCCUGCAAUAUUUUGAAUUUAUAUUCGGAUGUCGGUUACAUUGGGCCGACAGGGCGAUGCGUACAAAAGUAUCUUGUUCAAUGUAUAGAGUAGGACUUGUGAUGAACAACCGUAAUGAUGUAAGUACGUGUAGUAAUCAAGUACUGUGUAAUGUGACAAAGUUAGUCUGUAUGAAGCUGCGGGACGAUGCUCAUUAUUAUAACGUCGGCUCAAGUUGAUACGUUGGAAGCGAUCUCAUGGUCGUGUUGGCUUUAAAUCAUUUACAAAAUUAUAAUUAAUUCUUUAUGUGUUGUUGAACGCGGAUCAGAAGACCGCACAAAAUGUAUUUGAGUUUGAAAUCUAAGAGAUUCAAUUUUAAGUUAGAAUUUACGUAAUACUAUUUAAUAUAUUUUAUAAUGUGUAGAUAAUUAAGUUCUCUCGUUUUUUAUUAACUUACUGUACUUCAAGUGACGUACGUGAUAAGACGGAGGCGACGCGACGCGACACCCGAGGUUGUCUUGCAUUUAUAUAGAUAUCGUUUAGUACCUCCGGUAGCGCGCCGCGCCCGGCGGCCGGGCGGCGCCGGCCCGAUACUCAGUACUGCCCCGGCCGCGCCCGCCGCCCGCCGCAUACCUUGUGUAGUGUAAGGACGCCAAAUAUUCGCGUUUCUAAGUCUGCGUAUUGAUUCGUUUAUAUCUUUGUGCUAGAUAGUAUUUACGAACACUUUUUCUAUUCACUUUUGUAAGUUCGGACAUUCGAAGAGAUUGCGCCGCCAUCGUACACUGUUCGUAAUGUGAUGCUAGCGUAAUGUCCUAAUGUCCUAGUGUAAUUUUGUGAUUAUUCGACAUUUAUUAUAUUUUAUUGAUAAACUUUGUAUUCGAGACGUUAAGUAGUCGACUUGUUUAUAGUUAUUGUGUCAUAUCGUAAGUAAGUGCCGAGUAGUGUGAGAGAUAGCAAGCAGAGCCGCGGGGCCGGCCACUGCGCGUGUCAAACGAAGGGAUCCUUGUCUCUACGUCAACUCCCGCUCACCUUAUUGUAGAACUCUUCCUUUUGGAACGAACCUUGUGGCGAUGUAUACAAGUGUUUAUGUUGUGCCGCUGCUCAAACUAGUGUCGAGAGUCCGCGAGAUUAUUUAGCCAUUUUAUAUUGAUUUACUGAGUCUCUGCGUACUGGAUAGUCCUAGUGAAUGUUAAGUUAAGUUAGAUCUAAUGUAAUUCCAAUGUAAUCUUUAAAAAAAUAAUAGUAGUGCAACCAAAAAGUAAGGUUUUGUAAGAAAGCGCCGCAGUAAGCGAUGGCUGUGCGAGUGAUGCGACUGAGACGACCGAUGCGACUGCAUCAAGGAUGUAACGACGAAUGUAAAAUAAACAUUUAAUUAUCCUAA